UAGUCACGCUUGGUCAUCAAAACACAGCGGCCUACUAGCUAGUGAGCGCUCAUAGCGAAUUAUUCAAUUGAUGAAAUGAGAGUACCUUGACAUUGUUUUUGCAGCAUUACUUGCAGCAUAUAUGCCGCUUACGCAUUUGUAAAAUACAAACCAACGAGAGUAUCUUGCAGUUAGUUAUCAGUAGAUAACCACAUGAUAAGUGUUAGAUACGAAAAAAAUCGUAUAAAAGCUCCGCGGUGCUCGCAAAGUGCGGAUAGUGUGUACACGCGCGGUAUAACGGUCAGCACAAAUGCGCUCUAAAUGCUUAAAACUAAUAUUUUGGGUUAUGUCGCUCUGGGCUUGCUGACACUCAUCGCCGUUGUCGAGGCGCAACACGAGCCACACUGGUGGGCUGAACGGAAUACGAUUGUACAUCUCUUCGAAUGGAAGUGGACGGAUAUAGCCAGAGAGUGCGAGCACUUUUUAGCACCGCGCGGUUUUGCCGGCGUACAGGUCUCGCCCGUCGCUGAGAAUGUAGUGAUCGCUGGACGGCCGUGGUGGGAGCGUUAUCAGCCGGUCUCGUACAAACUAAUUACACGUUCCGGCAAUGAGACGGAGUUCACCGAUAUGGUGCGCAGAUGUAACGCUGUUGGCGUGCGGAUUUACGUCGAUGUGCUGCUCAAUCAUAUGGCUGCCUCGUAUGAUGGUGUCGUCUAUGGUACGGGCGGCUCGAUUGCCUAUCCAGACGCGAAGUACUUUCCCGCCGUGCCUUAUACAGCGCAGGAUUUUCAUUCGACUUGUGAUAUACAGGAUUGGAAUGAUCGUUUUCAAGUGCAAAAUUGUGAGUUGGUGCGCCUGAAAGACUUGGAUCAGAGCAGUGACCGUGUGCGUGCACAUUUGCUUGGAUUUCUGAAUCACCUCAUUGAGUUAGGUGUGGCGGGUUUUCGUGUAGAUGCUGCCAAGCAUGUGCCGGCGGAAGAUUUGAAGUUUAUUUAUGACAGCAUGCAUGAUCUGAACACCGCACAUGGCUUCCCACGUAAUGCGCGUCCUUUCAUCUACCAGGAAGUCGUCGAUUAUGGUUUCGAACAGAUCAGCAAAUAUGAGUACAGUCCGCUGGGCGCUGUGACAGAAUUUCGUUUCUCGGAGGAAAUAGGUGGCGCCUUUCGUGGUUACAAUCAACUUAAGUGGCUGCGUAAUUGGGGUCCUGAGUGGAGCUUCUUACCCUCCGAGCACGCUUUCGUCUUUGUCGAUAACCACGAUAAUCAGCGCGAAGGUAACAAUGUGCUCACAUAUAAAAAUGCCAAGCAAUACAAGAUGGCCAACGCUUUCGCAUUAGCUUACCCCUAUGGCAUAAUGCGCGUGAUGAGCUCUUUUGAUUUCCAAGAUCAUGAUCAGGCACCACCAGCCGAUGAAAAUGAGCAAAUACUCUCGCCGGAGUUUGACGCCGAUGGCGCUUGUGUUAAUGGUUGGAUUUGUGAGCAUCGCUGGCGUCAAAUCUAUAAUAUGGUGGGCUUCAAGAAUGCAGUGCGCGGCACCGAAGUGUCCAAUUGGUGGGACAAUGACGAUAAUCAAAUUGCCUUCUGUCGUGGCAAUCGUGGUUUUAUAGCCUUCAAUGGCAAUGGGUGGGAUCUGAAGGAGCGUUUAUAUACUUGUCUGCCUGCGGGUGUUUACUGUGAUGUGAUCUCUGGUGCGCUGGUGAACGGGAAAUGCACGAGUAAAACGGUGGUUGUGGACGACUGGGGUUAUGCUGACAUUGAUUUGGGUGCAAAUGAGUUUGAUGGCAUAUUGGCCAUACAUGUAAACGCCAAGUUAGAAGAGCGAAAAAAGCAAAAUGCAGAAAAAAUGAUAGGAAUGCUGAUAAAGGAUGUUUAUUCCGAGUGUCACAUAUACUAUGUGUUGCAAAAUCAAUUGCCGUUUAUAGAGUUUAAUGGAACCGUAACUAUAGUUACGGAAAAGAAUUUAAAAGUUUUGAGUAUUGACUCUCCAACUGCGAAGGAAGAGAUAAUUAUGAAUACUCCGAAUAUUAGUAAUAAAGUGGUAUAUAUUUUAGAUAUUUUACCUGUGUUGAAUUAUUUAUGUUGUGACUUCUAGUAUCAAGCACUGCGCCAAUUAUUUUUUACUCGAGAACGGCGUAAAAGAAUACGAGUGUUCCUUUACUGUCAAAAGACUCAAAUGUGUUCCUUAAAGUUGCAUCGCAGGUACUGCCAGUCUCUUUGAACCACUAGUAGAGUUUGUUCGAUUAGCUAAUAUCUAAAGCUUGGCAGUUCGGCCGAUGGAUUGCCGGUCGAGUUAUACAAAUUCGGCGUCGGAAAACUCGCAAGGUACAUGCAACAGUUACUUUGUAAAAUAUUGUCGCAUGAACAACUUUCUUUGUGCUGUAUCCAAUCCAUGAAAAACGGGACCCCACAAUCCGCACCAAUUACCAUGGGAUAAGUUACCUUAAUAUCGCAUAUAAGGUCUUAUCGUACGUAGUGUGUGAAAGAACGAGCCCACCGUCAAGAAACAGAUUGGACCUUGUCAGUGUGACCUUAGAGCUGAAAAAUCUAAAAUCGACUAGGUUUUGACCACACGCCUAAUCUUGGAAAAGAUCUGAGAAAGGAAGAUCGACACACACCUCCUCUUCCUCGAUUUUAGAGCCGAAAAGCACGAAACAAAACCGCUAUGUCUGAACUGGGUAUCCCUGCAAAGCUGGUACAGCUAUGAAAGCUGUCGGUUCGUCAGGAUCAGGAAGAUCCUCCCCGAGCCGCCUCAUACCAUGCGAGGUUUCAGACUAGAUAAUAAAGCAAAGCAAAUGAGUCUGGUACUGAACGAGUGCAAGAUGAAAUGUCUCCGAUCAUCAAACCCACAGUCGUCGCAAUUGAGUCUUGACUCCCACGUCACUGAGUACCUGCUGACGACAGCCAAACACCACAUCGCUCAAAAGCCCAACGCAUCAAAUUAAUGUGUUGAUAAGUGCUCUGAAAAUGCCAGGCAUCUUCAGUCCAAUUUGGCAGUGUUGAAUGGAUAGAUUAACCACCGUUUUAGGGUUCAAGGCCAAUCUAAAAUCUGGCUUACUUUGAGCACGGCAUUCUGUUGCAAUGCAACUACACAUUCAAUUGACAAAGUGUCAGUUCUUCAGAGGCCAGUCCGCAUGAGCAGGUUGGAGCAAACUCCAAGGUCUCCUGCUCCCCGUGGUAUCCGAAUUAAGUCUUCGGUCAGACCUUGUAACCGAAACUCCUAUCAAUUUAGCUUCCGUACUAAUUACCAGAGGUUGGACCCCAUACGCACACACAAUUCACACAAGAAGCUUAUCCUAAUUCAUAGUUAAAGACCUUCCCCGACUAAACAACUGUUCAACAUUCCGACAAUUAAAAAGUGGAAUCCUAUCUCGACGAACAAAGACCAAACUCGCCUUCAAGCCUGCAUGAUACAAUGACAUCAUCCGAUGAGUCGGCCUUAGGAAUGUUCCAGAGAAAGGUUCUGCGUAAGAGUAAUGAUCCUUUGCGCAUUGACAACAGCGAAUACGGCAGUCGAUGAGGUGUACAAGAAACGGCGACAGCUCAGCGAAUGAAGGGAUGAAGGCUUCACCGACUAAGUCAUAUUGUUCGGAUGGAUGAGAACAAUACAGCUUUGAAGGUACUCGGCUCAGUACCCGCCGGUGGCAGCAGUUAUACCAAUUACCACAUCUUAGCAAAAUUUUUAAAAAAUUUAAAAUACUCAUAUUUUCAUUUAAAAACGACAAAAUUUUAUUUGCUUCAAAAAACAUACAUUCAAGUUA
Bactrocera neohumeralis is the source of this 3736-nucleotide messenger RNA. RefSeq names its product alpha-amylase-related protein-like. Gene Ontology annotation, biological process: carbohydrate metabolic process. The record is from RefSeq and is a predicted model, not a curated record. Gene Ontology annotation, molecular function: cation binding; alpha-amylase activity. The transcript has 3 exons. The coding region runs from base 301 to 2070 and encodes 589 amino acids. Lineage: Eukaryota; Metazoa; Arthropoda; Insecta; Diptera; Tephritidae.